AUGGAUUACGAGAUUGUGGCUAAUUUAAGAACUCAAAAGAGACUCGCCGCAAGUGUCGUUGGUGUUGGUAAGAGAAAGAUUUGGCUCGAUCCUAAUGAGACCACUGAAAUCUCCAACGCUAACUCUCGUGCUGCUAUUCGUAAAUUGUACAAGAACGGUACUAUUGUUAAGAAGCCAAACACUGUCCACUCCCGUUCCAGAGCUAGAGCUUUGAAAGAAUCCAAGGCUCAAGGUAGACACAUGGGUUACGGUAAGAGAAAGGGUACCAAGGAUGCUCGUAUGCCACAACAAGUUUUGUGGAUGAGAAGAUUGAGAGUGUUGAGAAAAUUGUUGGCCAAGUACAGAGAUGCUGGUAAGAUUGACAAGCACCUUUACCACAACUUGUACAAGGCUGCUAAGGGUAACACAUUCAAGCACAAGAGAUCAUUGGUUGAGCACAUCAUCACCGCUAAGGCUGAGGCAUUGCGUGAGAAGGCAUUGAAAGACGAGGCUGAAGCUAGAAGAGUCAGAAACAGAGCUGCUAGAGAAAGAAGACAACAAAGAAUUGCUGAAAAGAGAGAAGCUUUGUUUGCUGAAGAAGCUUAA
Lodderomyces elongisporus is the source of this 585-nucleotide messenger RNA. RefSeq names its product 60S ribosomal protein eL19 (gene RPL19A). The record is from RefSeq and is a predicted model, not a curated record. Bases 1 to 585 code for a protein of 194 amino acids. Gene Ontology annotation, cellular component: cytosolic large ribosomal subunit; ribosome. The transcript has 2 exons. NCBI's taxonomy places the organism in Eukaryota, Fungi, Ascomycota, Pichiomycetes, Serinales, Debaryomycetaceae. Gene Ontology annotation, biological process: translation. Gene Ontology annotation, molecular function: structural constituent of ribosome; RNA binding.